GCUUGUACAACAACUGGAGACUCAGAAGGUUGAAUAUUCUGCCCUGGAGAGCAAACUUCAUCAGCUGGAAGAGAAACAGACAACUUAUGAAGACACAUUGGGAGUGAUUAGCAAUUCCUGGGACUGUCUAGUGACUGACUUGGAGUCUCGUUGUGUUUGCACAUGGGGAUCUGAAAAUGGCGGACAUGGCAUAAAAGAUUCUCGUAUGCUUGAGGAUGCAGCUGAUGGAGCACCAUCCUUUCCAGUCGAAGAAGAUUUUAUGAGCAGACUUAUGGAAACGGGAGCCACUGAAAGUUGCUGCGAUGUACUAUCCCCUAGGCAAUUGGAAGCGGAUGUUCGGACAUCACAGUUGGCAUCAAGAAACAUCUUGCAAAAUAUUAUGACGUCCGUAAAUCGUUUAUGGCAUGUAAACAAUAAAGCUGUUUCUGCUCUCUGCAUGACUCUUUCAGGAGAUGAGUCGAACAGACAGUUGCAAAAGGCUGCUAAUGACUUACAGAUGGAAGUUCAGAGUUCACAAGUGGCAAUUCAAGAUCUCCAUUUGAAGCAUAGACCAUUGGCAAAUAAGGUACAGUACCAGCGAGAUAUGGAUGCCAAAAAUAGAGCCGAACACAAACGUUUGGCAGGGGAGUUGGCGAGUGCUGUUGCUGAGUUAGGGGAAAUCAAUUGUAGAUUGGCAAGUCUCAAGGCACAAAAAGAUGCAGCACCAGGGACGCCUUUUCUUUUUCCUACAAUAGGAAAUAAACAAGUCGAUGUAGAUAAGCUUAGAGAUAAACAAAAAGAAUUUCAAGAGCUGGAGGCAACACUCAAGAAUUUGAAGGAUGUAGCUUCAAGCCGGCUUGCAGAAAUAAGAAGUCUCCAUGAAAGAAGGAUAGAAGUUUUGAAGAGUCUAGGUGAAUUGCAGAAUGAUGUGAAGAAUGUACAAAGUAUCACUUCCUCCAAAGCUUUUUUAUUACUAAGUGAGCAGCUGGAUAAAUCAAAAGCAGAGAUGGAUGAGUGUCGAACGUCAUUUGAGAAACUACAGGUUGAAAAGGAUAGUUUCACCUGGCAUGAAAAGGAACUUGCCUUGAGAGCUGAUCUAGUUGAUGUUUGUCGAGGAUUCUCUGCAUUUUCAGAAUCUCAUAUUUCUGAGCUAGAACAGGAGGUACAGAAAUUACUAGAAGAAAGGAUUACACUGGAGGGCAACCUUGACCAAGUUUCAAAAGAACCAGGUAGGAAAGAAAUCAUUGCAGAGUUCAAAUCACUUGUUGCAUCCCUUCCCAAGGACAUGGCAGUCAUGCAGCGUGAACUCAAUAGAUACAAGGAAGCAUCUUUAGAGAUUCAUUGCCUACGAGCUGAAGUCCAGUCCCUUUCUAAUAUACUAAAUAGGAAGGUGAGGCAGUUGGAAUCAUUGUCUGGCAUGUCUGCCCAACAAAUUUCUGAGAUAAAGAAACUGGAGGCAGUGGUUCAAGAUCUAAGAGAGAGUGAUCACGAGUUGAAGCUAAUUCUAGAUAUGUAUAGGCGUGAAUCCAUUGAUUCCAGGGAGGUCAUGGAGGGUAAGGAGAUGGAAUACAAGGCAUGGGCUCAUGUUCACAGCCUCAAAUCAUCCCUUGAUGAGCACAACUUGGAGUUGCGUGUUAAGGAAGCCAAUGAAGCGGAAGCAGUAUCUCAGCAACGGUUAGCCACCACUGAAGCUGAGAUUGCUGAUUUGAGGCAGAAUUUGGAAUCAUCUGGAAGGGAUAUACAUAUUUCAUCAGAGACAUUGAAAUCCAAGCAUGAAGAAGGCGAAGCAUAUUUAUCUGAGAUUGAGAGUAUAGGCCAAGCAUAUGAAGAUAUGCAAACCCAAAAUCAGCACUUGUUGCAACAAAUCACAGAGAGAGAUGAUUACAAUAUCAAGCUAGUUAUGGAGGGUAUAAAAGCACGUCAGCAGCAUGAUGUGUUGUGCAGUGAAGUAUACGUAAUGGACAAAAAAAUAAAACUUGCGAAUUUGUUCCUAGAUUUGUUCAAUCAGAAGGUUGAGCGGAUUGAUGACCAGUUGAAAAUUUGGUCGGAUCAGAUUGGAAGACUUGUAGAGGAUAUUUGGCAGAAGUCAUCUAGUUUAGGAGACAACCAAAGAAGGGUAACAGAUGUAGAGAGAGAAUAUCAGCAAACAGCAAAAUCAUUGGGUGAAAGGCAAGCAAAAGCAGCAAAAAGUAGACUGGAUGUCACUGAGCUCCUAAUAGAACUAGAGAAGGAAAGGUUUAACAAGAGGAGGUUGGAAGAGGAGUGUGACGUCAUGAGGAGGAAAGCUGAAUGCCUCCGGGAAAAAAUUCAGAGCUCAACAGCCUUAGGAAAACUUAAACAAGAAGUCACAGAAUACAGGGGAAUACUAAAGUGCCGUAUCUGCCAUGACCGUCAGAAGGAGGUUGUUAUUGCCAAAUGCUACCAUCUGUUCUGUAGCCAAUGUGUUCAAAGAACCCUUGAGAGUCGCCAUCGUAAGUGUCCAUCAUGUGGUGUCAGUUUUGGGCAAAAUGACGUCAAACCGAUUUAUAUAUGAUUGAAGAACAGAAUGCUUCUACUGCAAGAAACCAAGAACUAGAGGCAGGUAACCAGACGUGCGCUUGAUGGUUGCAGACUUGUUUGUACUAUAGCCGAUAUUUGUAACAUAACCCAAUAGGCACAUUUAGGUUUUGCUAGAUGAUUCCGUAGCAGAUUAAAAGAUUCUUUAGCCAUGUUACUUGUGCUUUGUCUGUGUAAAGUUUCUGUAUCCUACUGGGGCAAUCUCCCAUUAUUCAAAUGAUCCGAGGAAGAGCAUCCUGUUGCCUUGCAUACCUUGUGCUGUGGACUAUGUGAGUGCCUGAAGUUGGAUGUACGUUGAAUAAGAGUGUGUGUGGUUGCUCCAAUAAAUCCUUCUACUCUGUAUUGAUACAUUAUUUCCGAGUGAAUGGUGAUGGUGCAUUUUUUAUCGUAUCG
Molecule: messenger RNA, 2928 nt
Organism: Asparagus officinalis (garden asparagus)
Lineage: Eukaryota; Viridiplantae; Streptophyta; Magnoliopsida; Asparagales; Asparagaceae
Product: E3 ubiquitin-protein ligase BRE1-like 1
Exons: 18
Coding region: 206-2512 (768 amino acids)
Cellular component (GO): nucleus; HULC complex
Molecular function (GO): ubiquitin protein ligase activity; metal ion binding
Source: RefSeq, a predicted model, not a curated record